Yamadazyma tenuis ATCC 10573 is the source of this 3579-nucleotide messenger RNA. NCBI's taxonomy places the organism in Eukaryota, Fungi, Ascomycota, Pichiomycetes, Serinales, Debaryomycetaceae. The record is from RefSeq and is a predicted model, not a curated record.
AGUAAUCUGAGUAGUUGAUUCUACUUGCUCUACAUCCAUGAAAACCAGUGAUCCUGUUGACAAAGACCUACGUAAUAGGUCCAAUUCCUCAUUGACUACGAGGCUUCGAAAUCGAUCUCGAUCAAAUUCCUUAAAGCCUUCGUAUGAUGAAUCCGGUAGACCCAUUCUUACGGAGCUUUCGCUUCCCGUACAAACCCAUACCAAAAAUUCUAUUCAUAAAGACACACGUCCAAAUAGUCAACAAUUCUUGUCUGUGAAAGUUGAUUGGCCACAUCUGCCCACAGAUAACACUGCAGAGUCAAUCAUAGAUCAGGAAAUCAAACCUAUUAAUUCUAAUAGGAGUAAGUCACCAGAAGAUUCAGGGCUUUUCUCGUCGAUAUUGAAUAUUGCCCACAACACCGCAAACCUCAUCACCCACAAAGAUAAACUGCGGAGCACUGAAAUGCACUCUCAUGUGAGCCCGGUCCAAGCAAGUGGUGAAGAGACUGACAACUUUUCGUCCUUUAGUAAGAAGUUGGAUGCCUUGAUCAAUGACCAGGAAGAUAGUAUAGAAGAGUCCAAAAGCAUUAACAAUAUGACCGUUUCCGUGAACGUAAAUGGUACCGACCAUAGUACAACUCCAGGACUUGCUUCUCAAUUAUCACCUAAUAGUAUCCAUUUUGCUUCCAUAAGAGAAAGUCCGUUAAGCACGUUGGGUAACGGCAACUUAUCUUUGAAUGAUUUCAAGAACUCCAAAAAGGACACCUUGGUUAAUACCGUUUCACGUGUAAGUGAUAAGGACAAGACUAAGGAUAGGGAUUUCAAAGGAAGACGUACAAGUGCUACAGUGGCUAGUGAUACAGAAUCGUUCUCUGCUAUUCAUGAUAAUGAAAAGCUUAAAAGAGCCAGUAAAAAACGGAAUAAGGAGUUUCAUCAAAUCUUCAAUAAGCUUCCCAAAUCGGAUAGGUUGAUUGAUGACUUUUCAUGUGCUUUAUCGAGAGAUAUCUUGGUUCAAGGAAGAAUGUAUUUGAGAUGGGUUACUAAUCUAUUAAUUCCACUUCAAGAGGUAAUACAAAUUGAGAAACGUUCUACCGCUGUGUUGUUCCCCAAUGGUAUGAUCAUUAAGACUUUGCAUCAAAAAUACACUUUUGCAACUUUCCUUUCCAGAGAUACUUCGUUUGAUCUUUUGACCCGCGUAUGGCACCGAGUGUUGUUAGAUAAAGAAGAAGGUAAGGUCAUCAACAAUGAUUACACCAGUAGUGUCGAAAGUGAUGUGAGUGAUUUCAGUGAGGGUGAUGAUUCAGAAGAUGAUGUGGAUCGCAGCAACCUUGAACUGGACAAUGAUGAAGUGGCUCGAAGGGGUUCUCUUUCACGAAAGGGUUCCCUUUCACAAAAUGGCAAUGUUACAGUGGAACCUCUGCUUGGCGAAGAUAGUGAAGACGAUACCAUAUCAAGUGGGGAACACUUGGAAAGUCUGACCAAUUAUAGUGAAGAAGAAGAAAAUGCAGAAAAUGACACUCCUAAUGAGUCUUCUGGAAAGACUUUCAAAGGAUUACCUCUAGUUGGGCCUUCAACUCAUAGUCCAACUAGUAAUGAGUAUGUAUUGAAAAACCAGAAUAAUAUUGAUAUCCAAGAUGAUAAGAUCACAGGACUUUCCAAGCAAGGUGACGCUAGAGACUAUAAGUAUGUCAAACCUUUAAAAGGGGCAAUUGGACCCAAACAAACAACAUGUCUUAUCACUGAUAAGAUUCUCGAGUAUAAUCUAGAAAAGUUUAUUUUGGUUGAACAGGCCACUUCAACUCCCGAUGUGCCAAGUGGAAAUGCCUUCAAAAUCCGUACCAGAAUCUACUUAAAUUGGGGCGCAAAUAAUAGCACCAAGAUAUAUGUCAUCACCAACAUUGAAUGGACAGGUAAGUCAUGGAUCAAGGGCCCAAUUGAAAAAGGUAGUAUAGACGGACAGAAAGAGUCAAUGAAGAUAUUGGUAGACUCUGUCAAUAGCUUCAUCAAGAAUGGCGGCAGUGGUGGCAAAGAAAGCCCUUCGAAGAAGAGAUCCAGGAAGAAAUCAUUGCAGGCAGAAACCAAAGAACUCAACCAAGAGUCAGCACCAGCUCCAAAAAAUACCACAUUCUCAGAAAAGUUUACUGAUUUGGUGGAAAUAGUGGGGUCAGCCGUUCCAAUUCCAGGGUUGCCAUCUCUCAUAACUGGAUACAUUAUCCUAUUUUGCACAAUGUUCUUAUUCAUCCAGGUUUACAACAAGAUUCUUAUGCCUAAACCCCUCCAUAUUGUUGAAAACUCUAUCCUAUUCAACAACGAGAAAUUCUACCUCAUUCCAAGUGUAGACAAUCAGUUGAAUAAUGAAGCCGCCAUUAAAAAUAGCGAAGUCAAUCUCUGGAAGUGGAUAUAUGAAAAGAGUGGUCAAAAGGUUGACAAUGUCGUACAACAUCAACAAGAUACCAUUCGGGCAUACAAACGUCAAGAGCUACAGGAAAUUGUUUCGUUGGCUCAAAUGAAUAUAGAUGAACUUACCAAUUUACUAAACGAAUAAAUAUUCAAGCACUCGUGGAAUAAUUUUCAGUAGAUAAAAGUCAAAGGUACUUUGCAACCGCACCUGCAUUAUUUUGAACUCUGAAACAAAUUUGCAAAAGCUACGAUUUUUAGAAUUUCGGUUAUCCUUUAAGUUUGCUUUAUCAUAAUAUCUUUUUCUACUUUCACUAUCACCUUUGGUUGAUACCUAUCUUGAUCAUUCCCAGGUGACCUCGUUACUCCUAUCAGCAACAACAAUCCUUUCGCGUAUACUGAUUGCUUAUUGCAAUUGGUCAAUUCGACAGUAUGUUUAACGCAGCAGCUAAUCCACCACAAUGCCUGGCUGAAGCUGUUAAUAUUCGGCAGAAGGGUCCCGUUCUGAUGCUCUCCAAAGAUCACCGGGAUCUAUUGAAUCACCAUGAUGAUGAUGCAGUCCUCCUUAAAGAGCAGAAGCUAGAGGAUAUCAAAAAUCAAUGUUCUCAGUUAAUUAGUGAAUUGGACACAGACAAAGACCCCAAAGCCAUCAUCAGAAAACAUAUCACCAAGCUAAAAGACUAUAACGAUCUUCAAGACAUCGCAUUGAGUCUUGUAACAAUGAUUGCAGACCACCAUCACCUUAGGACAAUCGAUAUUCUCCAGGAAAUGAAUAGUGAGUCAACCGGGGAAAUGAAUAGGGAACCAACCGGUGAUUAAGGAUUGAGUUUCUGAGGGGGGGGGGAAGCGAAAGAUCAUUAAGUUCAAUAUGUAUUAUAUCUACGGCACAGUAAACAAUCGUUCAUUUUUAUCUUAAAUACGCUUGAAGUUACCACAUUCUUUUAGCCAAAUAUUUCUGCGCAAGGUAAUAAAAUGCAUUUGAAAGGGAUAAUCACCCACAGAAAAGGAAAACUAAAACCUCGCAUCUCUUGAAAAAUUUUAGUCAACUUGACAUUCAGGGUACUGUCAGACGUUUCUUCUCUCCGAGUGGUUAUUGUUGGGUUAGGUCAUAAUUAGCGUCAAUCUGGGAUAGAUAGGCGCUUAAGUUAUACUUUCAAGGAAAUUUAUUGGAUAUUGUUUACUUCAUCCCCCUUUUUACCGUUU